CAUAGCGCGCGAGCUAGCGGUCCGCCUGGAAAGGUCCCACAGGAAGCAUGAGUUUUGGUUGUUAGCUAUAGCACUAAUUUUGUAUUCAUUUUUUCCCCAUCCCAGCUUAAAUAAUAUUGUUUCUCCAUAAGGAACAUGGCGUAUCCGAAUUGUUCUCUGAAAGUGAACAGAGAUCUACUGGAUCCCAGCUUUGAAAGUUACAGACUCUCCCUGGACUCAGUCCCAUGCUAUAAUGUAGAACUGGAUGCAGUCGUGGCUGAGGUGAAACUGAAAGACAGUCAGUACACUCUGGACCACAUGAAAGCAUUUGGAAUGUACAAUUACCUCCACGCUGACCCCUGGUAUGAAGAUAGUGUUUACUUUUUUGACUGCAAGGGAAGAGUGCUCAAUUUGAAGGUCACAUUGGACACAGCACUGGGGAAACCUCGAGAGGUGUUUCAGAUGACCUCUGACCCCAGCUCAUUUGACGGCGAAAGGCUUUGCGCUUCUCUGAAUCUGACCUCUGCUACCUGGGCCGCUCUCUCGGAUGGGGCCGGAACUCUGACCCUGUUACACACCAGCAACAGAGGAGAGAGCUCUCACCUAAAGUGGGAACCCAUGUUCAGCGAGUCUCUCGGGGAGCCUUUCAUUAUCCUGAACAGCGUUUCCCACAUCCCGGCAGGGGUUCAUUCAAUCGAGCUUCUGCUGCUACGUAUCCAAAAAGAUCCAGAUGACGCCAAAGGCAGCGGCUUUUCCACCACGCUGGAGUGGGUUACUGUCGAGAACUCUGUUGGUCAAGAAAAAAGGUAUGAAGUGCGGAAAAGGAGAUUGAUGAAGGGCAAGUCAGUGCCUCACUAUGCUGCUGUGGAGCCUCAAGGGAAAGGGGUGAUGGUGGCAUCAGAAAAACCCUUCACCUUUAUACAGGUGGAUGGCGUUCCUCUGGAGGACAAACCACCUGAAAACAUGGAUGUGGGAAACGCUGAGCCCAUCUACUUUUGGCAGCAGACGGAAGAAGACAUCACCGUGUGCAUCCGUUUACCCGAGGGUACGACGAAAGAUGACAUAUGCUUCAAGCUGUCAGUGGACAGUAUCUGUGUGGGUGUGAGAGACUAUAGACCUUUGUUGCAAGGUCAGCUUUUUGCUCCUGUGGACCCUGAGGCCAGUGUCUGGACCACUGAAGAUGAUAAGAGCUUGGAGGUAAAUCUGCAGAAGCGCAGUGAAGGGCCGCUCUGGUCUGAGCUAGUUCUGGGUGAUAAGAGAGGACAGUACAUCGUGGAUGAGGAACAGGCUGCACAGCUCCAUCAGAGACUGGCUUACCUCACUGCUGAAGAACUGAAUGCUAACCCGGAGAAAGAUAAUCCUCCAUGUAAUGCUCAGGAACUGGAGGACUGUGAUGGCUUCCCAGACGAUAGUUCGACACUAAUGCGGUUUGAUGGUGCCACCUUGAAUCCCACCCAUGUGGUAAACCUUGGUAGCCACCAGUACCUUUUCACCGUAGACAUAAAUCCAUCUGAAAUGCCGGCUUUCUGUCUGCGGCACGAUGUUGACGCCUUGCUGUGGCAGCCACGUCCUGAGCAGCCAGAUGCCUUGUGGGAGCACAUCGCCACCUUCAACGCACUGGGUUAUGUGCAAGCUUCAAAGAGGGAUAAAAAGUUCGCGACAUGCGCCCCCAAUUUCUCGUAUGCGGCUCUUGCUGAGUGUCUAAGGCGAGUUUUCAUCUACCGGCAGCCAUCAGCUGUGGACACGGUGCUUUUCAAUCGCAAACAAGGCCGCCAGAUUGGCCAGAUUGCCAAGCAACAGGUAGCCAGUCUGGAGUCUAACGAUCCUGUUCUGGGCUUCAGGGCUACUAAUGAGAGACUGUUCAUUUUAACAUCCAAAAAUAUGUUCAUCCUCAAGGUGAAUAACUAAAGAAAUGGGUCUAUGAGAUGUUUGAAUGAAUCGAGUGUACCCGUUUUCCACUUAACCUCAAUAAGCGAAUGGUGUCUAAAUGUUGCGUUUGCACUGGAGCUACUUGUAAGGUAAUGUAAUAGCCACUUGUGAACUAUAAUUAUCAUCAUGCAAAUGUUUAAGUACAUCAAAUAUAAACUGUUCUUUCUGCACGGAUCCAACUUCAGUAAUUCAAUGUUUAACCUCACUUAAAUGGGUUUGAUGAUUUAUUUGCUAUAAAAGAAAAUGAUUUCUCACGUUCAAAAUGGCUAUUUUGUAUUUUGUUCAACAGUGUGAUAUACCUUUAUUCAUUUGUACAUAACACAAUAUCAGACUCGUGCAGUGUCCAGAAGCACAGAUGGGUGUAGGCCAACUGGUGGGCUGUGGUGCAAGGUAUUUCAAUGGAUCAAAAUAUACUGUGGAAGGAAUGAUCUAUGUAUGAAAAAACUAUCUGUUGCUCAGCAACUACAUGAGCCUUCAUGGAUUGUGUUGUGGCUUGUUGCAAAAAAUUAUGUGCAUUUAUUUAGUUUAUUAACCUGUAGGCAAGGCAAAUCUGUGAAAAUGUGUUUUUAUUUUCCAUAGAUUUAUUUCUUUUUUUUUUUCCAUUUCAUUACCCUCUGAAUGUUUAAAGAUGACUGGACAGAGAAGUAUGUUUUUAGAAGUGUAUGUUAUUUGCUGUGUAUCUCAUCUGUUCAAAGUCUGGGGCGCUAUAGUCAGAAAUGCUCACAUAGAAAGUGAGCAUUUCUUUUUUAGAAAGUGAGCAUAACAUUUGGUCAUGUUAUUUACUGAUCCGGACUUUUGUGCGCAAUGAAUUUUACCCUUGAUCGACAGAGUUUCAGGGAACUGUGUUUCUAUUGGCAUGUAGGUUGCAUAACUGUUGCUAAUUGGUGGUAAUAUUUUAUUUAUAGUAUAAUUCUUGUUAGUGACAUUACCCUCGUAACUCCAGUGCAAAUCUUAGGCACCAUAUAUUAGCUGAUUAGCAGAAUUGACAUAAGUGGAAAACUUGAUAUCUACCCAAGCCAUUCCUUUAAACCUGUUUUAAUCAGGAUGUGUUUCAGUCGACUGUCAUUUAUCAAAUUUCAUGUACAACUCAAGGAUUGCUCAGUUUAAAUGAUAUAUUUGUCAUUUUGUUAAAACAAAAAUUGCACCUACAGCAAUAAAAAGAAAGACAUGAGUAUCACCUUCUAAAA
Messenger RNA from Ictalurus punctatus (channel catfish), 3095 nucleotides. It is a transcript of the gene nudcd1, whose product is annotated as NudC domain containing 1. The transcript is spliced from 10 exons. Lineage: Eukaryota; Metazoa; Chordata; Actinopteri; Siluriformes; Ictaluridae. The record is from RefSeq and is a predicted model, not a curated record. Bases 136 to 1887 code for a protein of 583 amino acids.